This is a messenger RNA of Paramecium tetraurelia, 312 nucleotides long. RefSeq lists its product as uncharacterized. Gene Ontology annotation, cellular component: membrane; TRC complex. The transcript has 2 exons. NCBI's taxonomy places the organism in Eukaryota, Ciliophora, Oligohymenophorea, Peniculida, Parameciidae. Gene Ontology annotation, biological process: post-translational protein targeting to endoplasmic reticulum membrane. The record is from RefSeq and is a predicted model, not a curated record. Gene Ontology annotation, molecular function: protein binding; molecular adaptor activity.
AUGAAGCCUUAUAAUUUCUUAAUUUACAUCCAGAAAAUAUUUCCACAAUAAGACCCCUAAUACUAAAGAAAAGUCUUUAAAGCAGCAAAAAAACCUACUCUUUAAUAAAUUAGUUGGAGUAACAUAAAUCCUAAUUCCACUCCAAAGUAUACAGACAAUAUACAGCAAUCUUUGGAGGAAAAAGCAAAGGGCAAUAACUUUUUCUCUCAAAAAAACUAUUAAAAAGCUAUUGAAUGCUAUACGAAAGCUAUAAAUCUGCAUGGCACUGAUUCUAUUUAAUACUCAAAUAGAGCAGUCCAUAUAAACUUUUGA